This is a messenger RNA of Fundulus heteroclitus (mummichog), 4625 nucleotides long. It is a transcript of the gene abr, whose product is annotated as ABR activator of RhoGEF and GTPase. The transcript is spliced from 23 exons. Gene Ontology annotation, biological process: intracellular signal transduction; protein phosphorylation; positive regulation of GTPase activity. Gene Ontology annotation, cellular component: membrane. Gene Ontology annotation, molecular function: GTPase activator activity; protein serine/threonine kinase activity; guanyl-nucleotide exchange factor activity. Lineage: Eukaryota; Metazoa; Chordata; Actinopteri; Cyprinodontiformes; Fundulidae. The record is from RefSeq and is a predicted model, not a curated record. The coding region runs from base 1 to 3294 and encodes 1097 amino acids.
AUGUGGGAACAGGAGGAAUUCGCCAAACACUGGAGGAAGGAGUUCCCCGACGCAGAGGUGCCCCGAAUGGACCUGAGCUCCGUGGACGACAUCGAGUCGGAGCUGGAGUCGUGCAAAGCCAAGCUGAAGAGGCUCCAGAAGGCGCUGGCGGAGGAGAAAUUCAAGGUGAUUUACCUGCAGACCACCGUGGCCCAGCAGAAGAGAGGCGACGCGGAGAGGUUCGCGGGCAAGGACGAGAACUUCAACGCGGAGACCUUCGUCAUCCCCAAGAGCCGCAACGCCAAGACCCCGCUGCGGCGGGACGGCGGCGAGGAGAGCCCCCUCUUCAGGGGGUCCGAGCCCGGAGGCGUCAAGCUCCGAGCGCCGGCCAACGCGCCCGGCUCCUGCGGCCGGGAACGGAGCAGGUUCAUCGGCAAGACCGGUAAGUACGUCCCCAUCCCCGUCCCGCCGCAGAAGCCCCGGAGGGCGGACAAGGCCGCCAACGACAACGACGAGGAGGACAGCGACCGCGAGUACGAGGACGCGGAGCUGAACGACAAUUUCGUCCGGAAUAACUUGUUGACGCCGAAGGGCGCGGGCAAGGACGGCCAGCGGACGCCCAUCACCUGCAGGGACAACCUGCGGCCUUUCCGCCACAGCAGGGACUUGGACUCCGGGGACGACGGCCGGCUGUCCCCGUCCUUCCCGCACGUCCACGGCAGAACGUCCCGGGGCUCGGGCUACAGCACCCCUGACCGGAGGAGCGACGGCUACCUGAGCUCCGACCAUGACGACGACUCCUCUGCAGACUUUAACUAUAACACAGAUGGCUAUGAUGGGGAUGGAGCCGAAGACGGCAAGUCCCAGGAUAGCUCCGAGACGCUGCCCUACAUAGAUGAAUCUCCCACCAUGUCCCCCCAGCUGUGCGUGCCUCAGGGGCCUGACGGCGAGGCGGGCUCCCCCUCGCCUCUAGAGGGAGACAUUGAGAAAGGCCUGGAGAUGAAGAAACUGGUGCUGUCUGGCUUCUUGGCCAGCGAAGAGAUCUACAUCAACCAACUGGAGGCCCUGCUGCUGCCCAUGCGGCCCCUGAAAGCUGCGGCCACAAGCUCCCAGCCCGUCUUGACCAUGCAGCAGAUAGAGACCAUCUUCUACAAGAUCCAGGACAUCUGUGAGAUCCACAAAGAGUUCUACGACACCCUGCUACCCAGCAUCCAGCACUGGGAUGAGAAGGUCACCGUGGGGCAUCUGUUCCAGAAGCUGGCUAGCCAGCUGGGAGUUUACAAGGCCUUCGUGGACAACUACAAGAACGCGCUGGAGACGGCGGAGAAAUGCAGCCAAGCCAACCACCAGUUCCAGAAGAUAUCUGAGACUGUCAAAGUGAAAGGCCCCAAAGACUCCAAAGACUCCACCACCACGAGCUCUAUGGAGGCUCUCCUUUACAAGCCCAUUGACCGUGUAACCAGAAGCACCCUGGUCCUCCAUGACCUGCUGAAGCACACCUCCAAGGACCACCCAGACUUCCCCCUCCUGCAGGACGCUCUGCGCAUUUCUCAGAACUUCCUCUCCUCCAUCAACGAGGAGAUUGACCCUCGCAGGACCGCCGUCACUACACCUAAAGGAGAGACCCGGCAGCUGGUGAAGGAUGGGUUUCUGGUGGAGGUGUCGGAAAGCUCCAGGAAGCUUCGACACGUCUUCCUCUUCACCGACCUGCUUCUCUGUGCCAAGAUGAAGAAGACAGCCGUGGGUCGCCACCAGCAGUACGAGUGCAAGUGGUACAUCCCUCUGGCAGAUUUAACUUUCCAAACCCUGGACGACUCUGACUCCUGUCCGAGCAUUCAAGCCCUGCCCGAGCACGAGAUCGAAGAGAUGAAGAUCAAGAUCUCCGUGUUGAAGAAUGAGAUACAGAAAGAGAAGAAAGCUCCAAAGGGCCAGAGUCGAGUGGAGCGUCUCAGGAAGAAGAUGAAUGAGCAGGAGUCUUGGUUACUCCUGCAUUCCCCCACGAUCCCCUUCCGCAUCCUCAACAAACACGGAAAGAGCUAUCUGUUUCUCCUCUCCUCUGAUUAUGAGAGGUCAGAGUGGAAAGAAAGCAUCCAGAAACUCCAGAAAAAAGAUCUUCAGUCAUGUGUGUUAAGUUCUGUGGAGCUCCAAGUCCUGACCAGCUCCUGUUUCAAACUCCGAACCGUCCACAACAUUCCCGUCACCAGUAACAAAGAUGAUGAGGAGACCCCCGGCCUGUACGGCUUCCUGCAUGUGAUUGUCCAUUCGGCCACAGGAUUCAAGGAGUCAACCAAUUUAUAUUGCACCCUUGAAGUGGACUCGUUUGGUUACUUUGUGAGCAAGGCCAAGACCCGGGUCUUCAGAGACACCGCAGUGCCUCAGUGGAACGAAGAGUUUGAGAUCGAGCUGGAGGGCUCACAGUACCUGCGGAUCCUGUGCUACGAGACGUGUUACGAUAAAAGCAUGCUCAACAAGGACAACAAUGAGAUCGUGGACAAGAUCAUGGGCAAAGGGCAGGUCCAGCUGGACCCACAGACCGUGCAGUCCAAGAACUGGCACAUGGAUGUCAUCGAGAUGAACGGGAUCAAAGUGGAGUUUUCCAUGAAGUUCACGAGCCGGGACCUCAGCUUGAAGAGAACGCCGUCCAAAAAACAGAGCGGGGUGUUUGGAGUGAAGAUCAACGUGGUCACAAAGCGCGAGCGCUCCAAGGUGCCUUACAUCGUCCGUCAGUGCAUUGAGGAAGUGGAGAAGAGGGGGAUCGACGAAGUGGGAAUCUACAGGAUCUCAGGGGUGGCCACGGACAUCCAGGCCCUCAAAUUAGCAUUCGACACAAAUACCAAAGACAUCCUGAUGAUGCUGAGUGACAUGGACAUCAACGCCAUCGCAGGAACGCUCAAGCUGUAUUUCAGGGAGCUGCCGGAGCCUCUUCUCACGGACCGUCUCUACCCGGCCUUCAUGGAGGGCAUAGCUCUCUCAGACCCCGCAGCCAAGGAGAACUGCAUGAUGCACCUUCUGCGCUCUCUGCCCGACCCCAACCUCAUGACCUUCCUCACUCUGCUGGAGCACCUCAAAAGGGUGGCUGAGAAGGAGCCCAUCAACAAGAUGUCCCUCCAUAACCUGGCCACCGUGUUCGGCCCCACCCUGCUCAGGCCCUCGGAGUCAGAAAGCGCCAAGAGCCAGCACAUCACGUGCGCCUCCGACAUCUGGUCACAUGACGUCAUGGCACAGGUCCAGGUGCUGCUCUACUACCUGCAGCAUCCCCCCAUCUCCUUCGCCCAGCUGAAGCAGAACACACUCUACUUCUCCACUGACGUCUAAAGCCGCCGCCGCCCCUGAGGGCUCCACCCGGACACCAGGGGGGCAGAGAGACUCCAUCCAAACCCACUCAGUACUCCUGCCUCAGCCCAGCUCCGCUCCCAGCAGGCAGCUCGUCUCUGCUGUCGCCCCUCACUCCUCCAUCUGAACCCCACCUCCAAUAAUCCUGUGAAGAGAGGAAGCCAAACGCUCGGGGAGGUCCUGAAACACCUCCCAUCAGCAACAUGACCGGCCUCCCUGCAUGGGAGCCCAUUGAGAAACAUCCAGACGGGUGGAGGGGGUCCCCAAAGACCACAGCCUGGUGCAGUGGCACAGGACAAUAGCUCAGUUUUAGUUUCCUGAUCAGAGGCAUUCCAGAAAAACGGCAUUUACGUGUUUUCUAAUAACGUUCCUCAUCUGUUUCUAUUUCCAUUUUGUUUUGUUUUUCUUCCUGGCUUUGUGCGUGUUGGUGUGUGAGUAGGACUGCGGACGUCGUCCACUGGCAGUGUGAGUAUGUGUUAAAGGGACUAAACGAACCUUAGGCGGCUGGGAAGCCAUUCCGAGAAACGGCAAGGAUUGUGUCUCCUCACGAGGCCGAGGACGGUCUUCCCCACUGAGUCUUGGCCAAAUUCGCCCUAUUUAUUUUAAAAAUAUAUAUAUAAUAUUUGUGCCUGUACAGUUUUGUGCAACUAGAGAUGUUCUCUAAGGAGUCUGUUUUUUGAAGUUUAUCCAGGUAGUGAUGUUUUUUGUUUGUUUUUUUUUUUAGUCGGAUUUUCUCGCGCACCACGUCUGUGGUGGUGAACUGUUGUGAAUGGAUCACCAGGAAGUCCGCCGGUUCAUUUCUGCUCACUUUGUAGACAUGCAAGGGCACAUGAGGGUUGAUUGGAGGGUGGGGAGGGUUGAUAAUACAAUAAAUGGAACAGUUGGCUUUUUUUUUUUUUCCUUCUUCUUCUGCUUUCUCUUGCAUUUCAAGCCUGUUCCAAGUGUGUUGCUGCACCAGUGUUAUGUGUAGGAUGAUUUGUGUAGAUGCCCUCGUUGCAUGUUCAGCUUGUCAGUGACAUCAGGCCAGGUAACACAAAGGUCGGUCAUUUCUGCGCGAAUAGACGUCAUUCAAGGAAGAGACAUCAACACAAAUGCCAACCUUUCUGCUAUUACGCCUACAUAUCUUAAGAAAAUGCAAGCACUGCUAGUUGAGUAAUAUUUGAUAUUUUUAAUAUAAGAAUAAAAAGAAAUGAAAAACUGUUGUAUUUUACUUCGGUUGAGAAGAAUUUCAAUAUGCUGUAAUAUUGCGACUAAAUGUCAAUGUGAACUUUUUCCCUCUUUUUUAAGUAAAAUAAAAACUAUUGAAGCACUCA